GGGGGGGAGCCUGUCCCGCGGGUCAGCCUGCCCUACGACUCGGCCGAGAGAGUAGUGCAGCGCUUUGAGGUGCCUGGGGUGUCCAACUACACGACCCUACUGCUGAGCCCUGACGGUGAGACCCUCUACCUGGGGGCACGAGAGAUGCUGCUGACCCUCAACACCAGCAACUUCCAGCACAGCUCCCCAGUUCGCAGGCUGCUGUGGAGUGCAGAUGAGGAGAAGAAGAGGCAGUGUGUGUUCAAGGGCAAGGACCCCCAGAGGGACUGUCACAACUACAUCAAGCUGCUGCUGCAGCUGAACAGCACCCACCUGUACACCUGCGGGACCUGCGCCUUCAGCCCGGCCUGCGCCUACAUCAAUGUGCAGCGCUUCAGCCUGGAGCGGGACGCGUCGGGGAAGGUGGUGCUGGAGGACGGGAAGGGACGCUGCCCCUUCGACCCCGAGUACCGCUCCACAGCUGUCAUGGUCGACGGCGAGCUCUACGCCGGGACCGUCAGCAACUUCCAGGGCAACGAGCCGACCAUCUCCCGCAGCCAGGAGAGCCGCAUCGCCCUCAAGACCGAGAACUCCCUCAACUGGCUGCAGGACCCAGCGUUCGUGGGCUCAGCCUACCUGCGGGAGAGCCUCCCUGCCGGCAACCCUGAGGGCGACGACGACAAGGUCUACUUCUUCUUCAGCGAGACCGGGAAGGAGUUUGACUAUUUUGAGAACACCAUCGUCUCCCGCAUCGCCCGUGUGUGCAAGGGCGACCAGGGCGGGGAGCGCGUGCUGCAGCGGCGCUGGACCACCUUCCUGAAGGCACAGCUGCUCUGCUCACACCCUGAGGAUGGGUUCCCCUUCAACGUGCUGCAGGACAUCUUUGUGCUCACCCCGGGCGAGCUGCGCUGGAGGGAGACGCUCUUCUACGGUGUCUUCACCUCGCAGUGGAACAAGGGUGGGCUGGGCAGCUCGGCCGUGUGCGCCUUCCCCAUGCGCAGCGUGCAGCGCGCCUUCGGCGGGCUCUACAAGGAGGUGAACCGCGAGACGCAGCAGUGGUACACGGACACCAGCCCCGUGCCAGAGCCCCGGCCGGGCACGUGCAUCACCAGCCACACACGGCACAUGAAGAUCAACUCGUCGCUGCAGAUGCCGGAUCGGGUGCUGAACUUCAUCAAGGACCACUUCCUGAUGGACAGCCCUGUGCGCAGCCAGCCGCUGCUGCUGCAGAGCCAGCGGCGCUACCAGCGCAUCGGCGUGCACCGCGCGCAGGGCCUGCACGGCACCUACGACGUGCUGUUCCUGGGCACGGACGACGGGCGGCUGCACAAGGCUGUGCGGGUGAACCGCGGAGUGCACAUCAUCGAGGAGAUCCGCCUCUUCCCCGACGGGCAGCCCGUUCUCCAGCUGCUGCUGGACCACGACAAGGGCCUUGUCUACGCAGCCACCUACUCAUCAGUGGCCCAGGUGCCCUUUGCCAACUGCAGCCUGUACCGCAGCUGUGGGGAAUGUGUGCUGGCCCGGGACCCCUUCUGCGCCUGGAGCUCCAACGCCUGCCGCAGGGUCACCCCACACCCCCCGGCACACUCACAGCGCGGGGCGCAGGACAUCGAGGGUGCUGACACGGAGCGGCUCUGCCUGCGGGCCAACGCCUCCCAGCCCCGGCCCCGCAUCCUCCUCACCUCAGCCUCGGGCACCCCGUGCCAGCAGAUCCAGCUGCCUCCCAACGCAGUGCAGUCCCUGCCGUGCCAGCUGCUCUCCAACCUGGCCACACGGCACUGGCUGCACAACGAGGUGCCUGUCAAUGCCUCCUACCUGGUGCUGCCCGACGGGGCCCUCAUCCUGGUGGGCAGCCCGGAGCGCGCGGGCACCUACGAGUGCUGGUCUCUGGAGGAGGGGUUCCGCAAGCUGAUGGCCAGCUACUGCGUGGGCGUGCGGGAGCCAGCCCUGGGGCCGGCAGACUCGGGCGGGAGGGUGGCUGCCGGCCGUGACGCCCUGGAGACGGUCAGCACGUCCCGCAGCACCUCGGCGGUGGGCAGCGCCGCAGCGCGGCUGGAGGGCAAGACCUACUGGACCGAGUUCCUGGUGAUGUGCGUGCUCUUCGCUGCUGCCGUGCUGGCGCUGGCCUUCUUCGUGCUGCACCGGCACCGCGACGGCAUGAAGGCGCUGCUGGAGCCCGGCGACCCCGGCAGGCACCAGAAGCCGCCCCGCAAGCCGGUGGAGAGCCUGCCCCUGAACGGCAGCAGCCUGCCCAGCACGGCUCCCGAGCACAAGGGCUACCAGGCCCUGCAGGACAACUACAUCGUCAGCACCCCCGUGCACGAGCCCCCGGGCCCCCCGCGCGCCUUCUCUGAGUCAGAGAAGAGGCCUCUCCACGUGCGUGACAGCUUCGUGGAGGUGUCUCCCGCCUGCCAAAGACCCCGGGUGCGCCUGGGCUCCGAGAUCCAGGACUCGGUGGUGUGACGGGGCUGAGGCCGAGCCCUCGGCCACUGCUGCCUCUGCUGUGCUGAGCCUCGCUGGACGGUGCGCGGCUGCCAGGGCCCGUGCUGGGCGUG
Molecule: messenger RNA, 2534 nt
Organism: Ficedula albicollis (Collared flycatcher)
Lineage: Eukaryota; Metazoa; Chordata; Aves; Passeriformes; Muscicapidae
Gene: SEMA4B
Product: semaphorin 4B
Exons: 14
Biological process (GO): semaphorin-plexin signaling pathway; axon guidance; neural crest cell migration
Molecular function (GO): chemorepellent activity; semaphorin receptor binding
Source: RefSeq, a predicted model, not a curated record